Alternaria rosae is the source of this 1305-nucleotide messenger RNA. RefSeq lists its product as uncharacterized. NCBI's taxonomy places the organism in Eukaryota, Fungi, Ascomycota, Dothideomycetes, Pleosporales, Pleosporaceae. Bases 187 to 1113 code for a protein of 308 amino acids. The record is from RefSeq and is a predicted model, not a curated record. The transcript is spliced from 2 exons.
UCGGCACCCAAAAGAGCCAACGAGGUUAGAGCUUCGUAAGCUAGGGCGGGGAAGCUCCGCCCAAGAACAACAAACCUGGCGAUCAGCACUAUGAAUUCUACGACUGCUUGUUCCUUAUUUACAUACUUAUGAACGCCUUCGUCAGAUCUCAGUUACCGCUCCAUCUCACAGAUUCUCACGCAUUGCAUGAUGGCCUCUUCACAAACCAAGAGAAUAGUAUUCACGGGUGGUUCUGGAGUCGCAGGACGCCAUGUAAUCGAGAAGUUGCUUACUUUCGGCCAUGAGAUACUCAACGUGGAUGCAACGCCUCUAGACAAUCCCAAUGUACACACUUUGAAGGCCGAUCUCACGGAUGGGGCGCAGGCUUUCAACAGUCUGUCUUGUCACUUCAAGAUCAGUGAACCCUUUAUGGAGCCAGUCAAGACGCCAGAUGCAGUCGUACAUUUCGCUGGCAUCCCCCAACCAAUGCGCCUCCCCGACAACGAAACUUAUCGCAUCAACACCCUGAGCUCCUACAACGUUCUCGAAACCGCCUGCAAACUCGGCAUCCGUAAAAUCAUCCUCGCAUCCAGCAUAACCGCCUACGGGAUUACCUACGCCGAAGGCAACGUCUCCUACCCGCACUUCCCCCUCACAGAAACCAGUCCCACAAGCCCCAUGGACGUCUACGCCACCAGUAAACUCUGUAUGGAAACCACUGCCGCCUCCUUCGCUCGCCGCUUUCCCAGCGUAGAUAUCUACUGCCUGCGCAUCUCCGCAGUUAUAGAACCUGAAAACCACGCCAAGAAGUUCUCGGCGUAUUUAACUCGGCCUCGGGAUUUUAAAGUGCAUGCGUGGAGUUAUACCGAUGCGCGCGACUUGGGGAAUAUGGUGCAGUGUUGUUUGAAGACGGAUGGGUUGGGGUUCCAGAUUUUUAAUGCGGUCAAUGAUGAGAUUACGGUGCCGGAGGAAGAAGGGAGUAGUGAGGAAUGGUUGAGGAAGGCUUGCCCUGAGACAGAGGUGUUAGGCGGGCUGAGGGGGAGGGAGAGUCCAGUUUGUAAUGCGAAGAUGAAGGAGUUGUUGGGGUUUAGGGAGGAGUUUGCGUGGCGGAAGGUUUUGAGUAGAGAAGCAUAGGCUUAUGCUAGAAGGAAGAGUCGAUGCCAACGCUGUUGGCUAAGUUAGAGCAUGAAAGAUGACAAGAAUGUCGUGUAUUUAGAGGUGGAUCUGUUAUGGAUUCUAGAGGCAUCCGAUGUGACAUUCGAUGUUUUGACACAACGUGAGUUCUAGCAGAGACAUCUAGGAAACGACACCAACGGCAGUGUCGGG